UAAAAGACCUUCCAUUAUUCCAACAUCUUAGAUAAGAGCGAUCUUUUCCAUACACUUCCCUUCUCCUUCUUCCCCCUUUCAUUCUGGUUUUCCCUGAAAACCUCCAUUAAAACCCUCUGUUUCUUCUUUGAAACACAAACCCACUCAUCCAAGUUCAACAAACCACAACAGGAACAACAAAACAAAAAUGUUUGCAGCAGAGAAUGGCUUAAAGGGCGACCCAAGGCUCCAAGGAAUCUCUCAAGCCAUUCGAGUAGUUCCUCACUUCCCCAAGCCUGGUUUUUUUUUUUUUUUUUUUUUUUUUUUNUUGCUGGAUCAUAAGGCGUUUAAGGAUACUGUCGACAUUUUUGUCGAUCGUUACAGGGGAAUGAACAUCUCUGUUGUCGCUGGGGUAGAAGCCAGGGGGUUCAUGUUUGGCCCAUCAAUUGCGUUAGCCAUUGGAGCAAAGUUUGUUCCUUUAAGAAAACCCAGAAAACUUCCAGGGGAAGUGAUUUCAGAAGCUUAUGAUUUGGAGUAUGGAAAUGACUGCUUAGAAAUGCAAAUUGAUGCUGUGAAGCCAGGGGAACGUGCAUUGAUUAUCGACGAUUUGGUAGCCACUGGUGGAACCUUAUCUGCAGCAAUCAGGCUUCUGGAACGGAUGGGUGCUGAAGUGGUUGAAUGUGGUUGUGUGGUUGGAUUACGCGAAGUUAAGGGACAGCGCAGGCUUAAUGGAAAGCCGCUUUAUAUCCUUGUUGAACCACGCCAAUUGGAUGGUUGUUUUUAAGGUGGGUGUGGACAUGGACGACGAACGUGCUUCUGCUUAGGCUGAGAUUGAGAAGAUGAUGCUUGAGCUAACAGGGAGGGAGGGAGGGAGGGAGAGAUGAAUGAAUUGGGUGGGUUCAUUGUGUAGUAUUCUUUAGUGCUAAAUUAUGUGUCAUGUUAUUUCAACAAAAUCUUGAAUGGAAUGAACAGAGUAUUCUCAGAUCCUGAUAUUAAAAAAAAUCCCAUGAUUUUGUACA
Cucurbita pepo subsp. pepo (vegetable marrow) is the source of this 998-nucleotide messenger RNA. Lineage: Eukaryota; Viridiplantae; Streptophyta; Magnoliopsida; Cucurbitales; Cucurbitaceae. The record is from RefSeq and is a predicted model, not a curated record.